AUGCCCUUGGUGGAGGUGAUCCUGCCUAAGAUGGGGAAGUCACAGCAAGUGUUCAACGAGCACGAAUUGCUGGGGCUCUCUAUCAGAGUCGAAGUUCAGAAGAACUCUCGACUCAUUGGGCAGUGUCACCGCUGCCAGAAGUAUGGACACGCACAGUCGUAUUGCACUGCGCCGCCAAAGAGUACAGAGCUGAAAAUUUGCACCAACAUAGGAGAUGGUAUUGGAAAGUAUGGAAAAAAUUGUCAGAAGCCUAGGCUGUCAAUAUCAUCGACUCUGAAUGGAGAGGAAAGUUUAUCCGUUGGAGAACCGCAAUCAUCGGCUGUAGGAGAAUUAAUUAAUGAAGCACGUAGCAGCUGCAUCGUGGAACGUCCACUCUCUCCAAUGUCCGUUGACAAGCAGGAAGCAAGUGGUAUCCAAGAUGACUUCAACAGUCCUCGGAAUCACUUAGUCUUGAAAACAGUUGCAAGUCGUAAACGCAGUGGAGGUGUUCAAACUGCUUGA
Molecule: messenger RNA, 501 nt
Organism: Acanthoscelides obtectus
Lineage: Eukaryota; Metazoa; Arthropoda; Insecta; Coleoptera; Chrysomelidae
Source: the annotation of a GenBank genome assembly